AUGCUGAAGAACAACGGCAGCUACGAGAGAGAUGUUCAGCAAAGAUGCGCUAAGGCCACUUCUGCAUUUAACUCCUUAACGAAAUGCCUGUGGUCGACCCCCAUCACCAACGAAGUCAAGCUGCGAGUCUACCUAUCCGCAAUUCGCCCCAUCAUGAUGUACGGAUCGGAGAUUUGGGCAGCACCAUCAACGGUUAUGGAGAGGCUUGACUGCACGGAACGAAAGCUGCUUAGACGGCUACUUGGCUAA
Molecule: messenger RNA, 249 nt
Organism: Necator americanus (New World hookworm)
Lineage: Eukaryota; Metazoa; Nematoda; Chromadorea; Rhabditida; Ancylostomatidae
Exons: 1
Coding region: 1-249 (82 amino acids)
Source: RefSeq, a predicted model, not a curated record